Cryptomeria japonica (Japanese cedar) is the source of this 3813-nucleotide messenger RNA. Its product is annotated as SH2 domain-containing protein A. Bases 1115 to 3328 code for a protein of 737 amino acids. The record is from RefSeq and is a predicted model, not a curated record. Gene Ontology annotation, molecular function: DNA-binding transcription factor activity, RNA polymerase II-specific; RNA polymerase II cis-regulatory region sequence-specific DNA binding. The transcript has 12 exons. Gene Ontology annotation, biological process: signal transduction; regulation of transcription by RNA polymerase II. Lineage: Eukaryota; Viridiplantae; Streptophyta; Pinopsida; Cupressales; Cupressaceae.
AGUUUCAAUACCAUGUCCGAACAGAAACAACAAACACCAUAUGAUGCAUGGCAUCAUGUCACAAACAUCCUCUACGCAUGCAUCUCAACUAAGAUCAGAUCCCCGCCAAAUAAGAGGAUGCACUGCCACAACACGUGGACUAUCUCAGCUAAAUCUGGCGGCAAUCCAAAUCGGUAUGUUUAUUGUUUUGGCACCACCACCACCAUGAUGAGUGGGAGGACAUAUCCAUCCUCCUCUGACUACACUCACUACCUUUGGUGCAUUGCCUUCCCAUGCUCUUCAUCCAUAACAGUGGUGUUGCCGCCUCAAGUCUUCCAUUCUAUUCGGUUCAAUGCAAAUGUGAAGGAGAAAUUUGGUUCCUCAGAUUCGGUGGAUUCAGUUCUUAAAUUAUGUUUGCCCCUAAUUUGAAUGCAUAACUGUAACUCAAUUGAAAGUCCAUGUGGGCAGUUUUUUUUUCUAAGUCAUAUGAGGUUGGAUGCCAAAUUGGAUUACUGUUAGUUUCUUUAUUUUCAUGAAGGAAUCUCUUCUGUCUUACAGGAAACAUUGUUUCUUGAAUGCAUAGUCUAACUCCAUCUAAAGUCUACUUGGGCAAGUUUUUCAAAGGCAGACGAGGUUGGAUGCCCAAUUGGGUUAUUUUUAGUUUCUUUAUUUUCAUUAAGGAAUCUUAUAUGCCUUCAUAAAGACAGGAGGAUUUGUUGUGCCCACUGUAUGUAUGGUAGAGAAUUCAACUCGAUUCAAUUGCUGGUUGCAGAAGAUAACUUCACAGUUUGUUUGAAGUUCUUUUAGAGGGAUUGUGGUCUGCUGGUGUUCUCUGAAGUUUUUCUGCAGCACGAUUCUCUCAUAUGCUUUAUAAAGACAGGGAGGAUUUGUUGUGCCCACUGUAUGUAUGGUAGAGAAUUCAACUCAAUUCAUUUGCUGGUUGCAGAAGAUAACAUCACAGUUUGUUUGAAGUUCUUUCAGAGGGAUUGUGGUCUGCUCGUGUUCUCUGAGGUUUUUCUGCAGCACGAUUAAAUAAACUGACCUUUAUGGAGGCCAGAGUUUGAUUUAGUUGUAUUUUCCAUUGGCAAGUUUAACAAAGGAAGUUACCUUUUCUGAUGGAAGCUUCACUCUCUGCAUGUGGAUUUAUGUGGUGAAAAGUAGCAAGGGAAACAUUAUCAUAAACCAGGUUCAACAGAAUGGUGAAGCUGCUUUGCCUUUUCUCACUUUGGAUAGUGACAGGAAAUUAUCGUUAUUUCCUGCUAUGUUGUGUAAAUUAGAUGUUGAUGGUGCUCUUGCUGCUGCUAUUGAAAAUUGCUCUGUCACUGCUGAAGUACCAUGCCCUUUAGAUAAGUGGGUUCAUGUUGGAUGUGAGGUUAGCACAAAUGUUAUUCGUCUUCACAUUGAUGGAGUAGUGGUUGGAGAAAAGAGAGUAGCAUAUGCAUCACAGAAUGGUGUCAUAGAGGAGAACUUGAAGCCUCUAAACUUAGUUGGUACUGAUAGUAACUGUAAUGGUGUACAAGGAUAUGCUCAUUAUGUUAGGAUCUUGAUCCAACCCGCUGUUACAAAUCAUUAUGUCAAGAAUCCACCGCUGGAAUUGGCACUUGAUGGCUCAUCUGGUGCUUCAGAUGAUUACAAUCUUGAGGAAAGUGGUGAUGGUAUAUGGAGUGUUGUUGGAGGCAAGGCAUCCUGUCGAAGGAAUUUUGCACUUGAUGUUGUCUUAUUAGAUGCACUUGGUCGUUCCAUUCACAAAGAUAUGGAGCUUGUUGCAUUACUUGUGUAUGCGGAUAAUGGAACCCUUGUUGAGAAACCAAAAGACAAUGCAGAAGCUCCGCUUCUUACCACCUUUGAUGGUGUUGAGUUUCCUUCGACUGAGCGUCCAAUCAGACUUAUUCAUGGGCGUGCAUCUUUUAAGCUCAAAAUAUCCCAGCUGUCCUCUAAAUGUGACAAUAGGCUGUUUCGAGUAUGUUUUGAUUCAUCUCACAGUAUGAACUAUCCAUUUCUUCGAGUAUUCUCACGACCAAUCCGUUGUGUCUCAAGAAAUCGUAACAGUCGAACACUAUCUGUAUCAUGGAAAAAGCCUAAUGCUUCUGCAUAUCAACUUGACACAGCAUGCUCCCCAAGAACUGAUGAGCCUUCAGAAUCACAACUGGUAAAUGGAGACAACCUUGUUCAUGGAUCAAUCACUCAAACUACAAAAAUUACACCAGUAUUGAAGCGUGUAAAGGUGGGACAUGAAAAACUGUCCAUAAGACUUGCAAAUAGUAAUAGUGAUUUAGAUCAAUAUUCUAAUGUAGAAGGUAAUGCUUGCAACUUAUCUGGUAAUGAUACAUCGAUUGCAUCACCUACAGAACUGCCCAAGGUUUUACAUGGGCACAGUCCCUUGGGAGCUGCAUAUGGACAUUGCAGAAAUGACUCUUCUGAUCAUGCAAUGCCUCUGCCAAUAAAUUCAAAUCAAACAGAUUCUUUGUUUAGUACAAAUUUGAAAAUCAAGUCAGAAAAUUUUCAAGGAACGAAUAGUAUUUGUGACAAUAUUUAUGCACAAAAGUCAGCUGCCAUGAGAUUUGGGGCAUCAGAGGGAGCAUUUUCAGACUAUGUAGUUUUUAAAUACUGUCUUGAAAAUAUAUUUAAUCGUUCUCUUUUCUUGAAAGGAACUGUUAUGUCCAGAAGUGACCAGGAUGUGGCAGAUUUUGCAGCAUGUGUUUCUCAGUAUACAGGAUGUCAUCAUAAUGGGUAUCAGAUUUUGAUUGCAAAGCAGUUGAUCCAAGAAGGAAUUGAUCUCUGGAAGAUGCUUACCAAAGACAUGUAUCCACUUCCAUGGGACACUGUUAUACAUCACAUGGAAAAGAGAUUUAUUAUGAUUACAAAUAGUAAAAGAAGAAAGUUCACUUCUCAGGACAAGGAGUUCUUGCGGAGAAUAGCUGGUUGUAGUGAGACUAUUGUCCGUGAAGAGUUUGACCAGUUGUGGCAGUGGUUAUUCCCUGUGGCAUUGUCUUUGUCCAACCCCCAGAUAAAGAGAGCCUGGGAAAGUAUGGAGCCUAGAUGGAUUGAGGGAAUGAUAUCACGUGAGGAAGCUGAAGCUUUACUUAGUACUUCAGAGGGAUCUGCAAAACCCGGAUCAUUUAUAAUUAGGUUUCCUAGCUCACGCAGCUGGCCACAUCCAGAUGCAGGUGCCUUGAUUGCUACUUAUGUUGGUACAGAUAAUGGGUUGCACCAUAGAAUUUUGUCACUUGAAGAAAGGCUUAGCAGUGGUGACAGAAUGGAUGCUUUGAAACCAGUAGAGGAACUUCUGUUGGCACAACCUGAGUUAUCUGAAGUCUGCCGAGUUCCCCGUUCUCCACAAGAGGCAUGAAGCGUAUGAGCUUGAAAUAUUAUUACCAGCCACAGAAGAAUGUUUUUUUAAAUCACAAGAAAUGGGUUUUUCUACCUGGUCUCUGAACAAUUGGUUGUGUAUAUACUGAGGUGAGUACUGCACUUUAAAGUGCAUGUAUUUCACAGCAUCCAUUUUGUUAAGGCUUCCGUUGGUGUAGGCUUCAGGUCAAAGAGCUUCAAUAUAAAUAUAUACAAAACUGGAAAGUCAGCUACAAUCAUCCAGGGCUUGCUUACCUCGUACCAGCGACUGAAGACAUUUUUUGGUGAAAAUAUGAUAAAAAAGGUUCUUAUAGUUCUCUCUAUACGAUUACAUGCAUAUUCAAAAAGGUUCUUGUAUAAAUUGUCUGCAUGUACUUCCAUCUUACAGGCUUUAAUCAUCUGAAAAACAAAUGGGAAGAAUGUACAGUAAUUACAUUCAUUGUAUCUACAGAUUCAUUGUGAUGUAAAUCAGGUUUUUUCAGUUUU